This is a messenger RNA of Actinia tenebrosa (Australian red waratah sea anemone), 4236 nucleotides long. Its product is annotated as AP-3 complex subunit delta-1. Gene Ontology annotation, cellular component: membrane coat; endosome membrane; AP-3 adaptor complex. Lineage: Eukaryota; Metazoa; Cnidaria; Anthozoa; Actiniaria; Actiniidae. The record is from RefSeq and is a predicted model, not a curated record. Gene Ontology annotation, biological process: Golgi to vacuole transport; protein targeting to vacuole.
GAUACGAAGCGAAGCGCAGUGUCCGCCAUCUUGGUUCCUAUUUCGUGAACUCAAGUUUCAUUUUCUAAAGAAUGUCCUCAUAAUAUUCCCUUCUUUGUCAUAAAAUCACAUUAGAGAGUUGUACAGAUAACUUUCCUUUAUUAUGUUUGAGAAGAACCUGACGGAUUUGGUCCGUGGAAUACGGAAUAACAAAGAGAAUGAGGCAAAGUACAUUGCAGGAUGCCUGGAUGACAUCAAACAAGAACUACGACAAGAAAAUCCAGCAGUCAAAGCCAAUGCUGUUGCUAAGCUCACAUAUCUUCAAAUGUGUGGUUAUGACAUCAGUUGGGCAGCUUUCAACAUCAUUGAAGUCAUGAGUAAUUCAAAAUUCACUCACAAGCGUAUUGGGUACCUAGCAGCAUCUCAAUCAUUCCAUGAGGGACUGGAUAUUCUUAUGUUGACUACAAAUAUGCUUAGAAAGGAUCUGUGUAGCAUUAACAUGUAUGAUGCUGGAAUAGCUCUGUCUGGUUUCUCGUGUUUCAUCACACCAGACUUGGCAAGAGACUUAGCCAAUGAUGUGAUGAGUCUGCUUGUAUCCACCAAGCCUUACAUCAGAAAAAGAGCUGUGCUACUUGUAUACAAGAUCUUCUUGAAGUUUCCUGAAGCUUUAAGGCCAGCUUUUCCAAGACUUAAAGAGAAACUUGAAGAUUCUGACCCAGGUGUUCAGUCGGCAUCAGUGAAUGUUAUUUGUGAGCUGGCUCGUAAGAAUCCUAAGAACUAUCUCUCCUUGGCUCCCUUGUUCUUCAAGCUCAUGACAAAUUCUACAAACAACUGGAUGCUGAUUAAGAUCAUUAAGCUGUUUGGUGCUCUGUGUCCUCUUGAACCACGUCUUGGCAAGAAACUACUGGAACCAUUAACUAAUCUUAUUCACAGUACUUCAGCAAUGUCACUGCUAUAUGAAUGUGUCAACACUGUAAUAGCAGGGCUUCCACACCAUCAGCCAUCAAUCCAGUUGUGUAUUUCUAAGCUGCGACUGCUUCUUGAAGAUCCAGACCAAAAUUUGAAGUAUCUAGCAUUGUUAUCCAUGUCUAACAUCCUCAAGAUCCACCCUAAAGCCGUACAGCAACACAGAGACAUUAUAAUCCAGUGUUUGGAUGAUAAAGAUGAAUCUAUCAGACUGAGGGCCUUGGAUUUGAUUGUAGGAAUGGUUUCGAAGAAGAACAUAAUGGACAUUGUGAAGAAACUGAUGAUUCAUAUGGACAAGACAACCAGUCAGAGUUAUCGGGAUGAACUGCUGUCUAAGAUCAUCCUCAUCUGUAGUCAGUCUGAUUAUCAUUAUAUCACCAACUUUGAAUGGUAUAUUGAUGUUCUGGUCCAGUUAACUAGAGUAGAGGGCACAAGAUAUGGUCGUCAGAUUGCAUCUCAGAUGAUGGAUGUUACAAUCAGAGUCAAGGCUAUCCGUCCUUAUGCCGUACAGUGUCUGUCCCUACUGCUGAAAAACAAUCACUUAUUAUCUGGUAACAUCCAGAAGAAUGGCAUGUGUGAAGUGCUAUAUGCUGGAGCAUGGCUGUCAGGAGAAUUCAGCGAGUACUUGCCUGAUAUUGGUGAAACACUGGAAUGCUUACUGCGCACUAAAGCAACACUGUUACCUGGACACAUCCAGGCUGUUUACGUACAGAGUAUUGCUAAGUUGUAUGCAAGGAUCCUGAACAAUAUGGAAAAAGAGGGUGAUGACAGUGCUGCAGUUGACCUAGGCCAAAAGCUGGUUGAUAACCUUCCCAUGUUUGUACAGAGUGCUGACCUUGAGGUUCAAGAAAGGGCAAGUUGUAUACAACAGCUGAUCAAAUAUGUCUUGAAGCUGCAAGGAAAAGGAGUCCAGUGCAGUGAGGAAGUGAAUGCAUUGUUUGUUGGAGAGUUGAAUCCAGUUGCCGCUAAAGCACAAAAGAAGGUUCCAAUACCAGAAGGUCUUGACCUGGACAAAUGGAUCAAUGAGCCUCCUAAAGAAAGCUCUGAAGAGGAAAAUGAUAUUGAAGAUAUGUUUGGUAGCAUAGAACACAGAACCCUUGAGCAAAGGACAGUUGAAGAACCAGAUGAAGAAGAACUAGAAAAGAGGAGAGAAGUGCGCAGAGUAGAACAAGAUACCAAUCCACAUUAUCUUCGCCUGGACACACCCACCAAGGAGGAUAAAACAGCUCUUAAAGUUGAUGAUAUUCCAGUAGCUAACCUGGACUUGCCAGUCUCACUCAAAGUGUCAGGCAUUUCUAUGUCCAAAAAGUACAAGAAAGGUAGAAAGAAGAAGCACAGGAAAGGUCGUCAUGGUAGCAGAGGUGAAGACAGUGAUGAAGAGGACCUAUCCAUGCAGAUGAAGUAUGAAGUCCUUCCCGCAGGAGCUGGAGAAAUGCCAGAGGGUGUCGAGGAAGCAGCAUCAAGUGAAGAAGAUACACCAGUGCAUAAUGUCGACGACCCCCACAGGCUUCUGGAUGUUGACUUGUUAAAGCCACUUGAUAGUAGUGAUGCUCUACCUGUGCGUACUCACAGGGUUGUUGACCCAGAAAGUCAUGUCAAGAAGACAGAAGAGGAGGCAGAGGAGGUACAUGAGAAGGAGAAGAAAAGCAAGAAACGCUCAAAAAAGGAUAAGGAAAAAAAGAGCAAACAUAAACAUGACAAAAAAGAGAAAGAAGAAAAAGGAAAGAAAUCUUCCCACAAACAUAAACACCAUCAUCACAUGGAAAAAGAAGCAGAGAAAGAAGAGCCAGAUUUGAUGAUCAACGGUGAUGUUGAAGACAAUGCAGAUGAAGUUGAUGAGAUCAAAACAAACGUUGAACCUGGUGAUGAACCAGUGACACAGAAAGAUGGGAGCCAACCAAAUGAAGAGGAUGGUGCAAAGCUUGAUGAUAUGGAUUUCUGGUUAACUCCAUCUUCUUCCACAGCAAACAAGGCAGAAGAGCAGGAGACUGAAGUUCCCUCGGCUACUCCAGAGAGUGCUAAGACUACCAGACAUAGAGACCGCAAGUCAACAGAGAGUAAAGAGCACAAGAAGAAGAAAGACAAACGGGAGAAGAAAAAGAGCAAGAAGACCCAAAAGACCCCAGAAGCAUCACCAGAACAUGAACCAGAAGCAGAAGCAAGUAUGGAGCAGGACAUUGUAGAAGUGAAACCAGUAGAGUAUAAACCUGAGCCACCAGUCUCAUCAUAUAAAGUGUUGGCAGAAAAUAGUUCUUUGAAACUGACACAUCAAAGUAAAGCAGCAGCUCAAAAUAUGCAUCAGCUGGUUGUGUCUAUUAUUUUCAGUAAUCUUACAGAUUUUCACAUUAAAUCUAUGGAGUUCAAUGUGUUGGAUUCCCUAAAUACCAAGAUGGUCAGACCUAUUGGUUAUUCAUCACGAGACAGUAUUCCAGUGCCUUUCCAGUUGUUACCAGGUUCAUCAAAUGAAGGACAGUUUGCUUUUAAUGUUGAAAAUAUUACUAUGCCGCAGAAGUUAAGAGGAACACUAACAUACAUGAUAAAGGAUCCUGAAGGAUCUACAAGUGAGAAGAUGGACUUCUCUUUAUUCUUACCAUGCUCAUCAUUCCUUGUUGCUACACCUUUGUCCAGUUUGGACUUUUCUAACCUGCUGGCUGGUGGAUCACUCACUAGUAAAAGUUCUGUCAAGUUUAAUGCACCAGAAGACCUUGAAUUUGCUUCAGUCAUUGCAAGGAUCUGUUGUCUUUUACAUUUUUCUGUGGUCGAGCAAGUAGAUCAUGGAGCAUCAUUAUAUUCUAGGUCAAUCCAGUCUCAUCAUAUCUGUCUCCUUGUCAAAGAAUUCAAUGGUCAUUCGGUAUCCAUCGAUGGCAAGUCAACAGAAAGCUCACUCCUUUCCAACGUCCUCAAAGAAGCAGAAACUCUCUUCACCAGUUAAUCAAUUGAACGACUACAAGCUACACAUUAUUAAUUACUAAAAGAAUAGGAAACUAUUAAAUAUAUAGGUUAAAAGAUCAAGGGUAAUAAAUAGAUUAAAAUGUUGGAGAAUUUUUUACUCAAAAUUAUGAAUAUUUCAGAACAAUUAAAUAAACAAGGAAAAGAUCCGAUCAGGUUUGCAUGUAGAGAAGAUUUGUUAUGAAUUUGAUGAUGUACUUUAAUAAGGAGAAUGAGUUAAGGAAUGACUAAAGUCAGGGCUGUGAUUUAUUUUUAGUGAUACAAUGCUAUGAAUUUAGAAAGUUAUAAGGGGAAAAUACAUUGUAUUGAAGAAAUUGAGAUUAAAAUUGUUGAAAUUAAUAA